UUAGGUUUAAAGUAGGGUUUUUUUUUUAAAUCUCUUUCACUCUUCUCCUGAUCUGGAGAAUUAAAUGCUCAUACUAACCCAGACUGAACUCAGGCUAAAGAAGUUUGAGGAAGGAAGCAUAUUUCUGUAGAGAUGUUGGAAAAAGGUCAUGGCCUUAUUUAAGCCUAUAGAAAUGACUUCCUACUAUUAAUCACACAUGUAAAAAUAACAGCUGCUAAUGUUACCCCUGGAUCAACUCAUUGGCCACUUCAGAUGUUGCAGCUGAAGUUAACAGCUACAGACUGAUGAUUCUAGACCUUUUUUCAGUGCUAUAGCUUCACUUUACUUAGCCAUUUUUGCCAUUACAAACAGACACUGACAUCUGAACUAUUUGGAUUUAACCUGUGACUGAUCUUGACAUUAUUAGUGUAAGAGAUUUACAUGAGAAGAUGUUAUCUAAUCCUGAUGGGUUUUUUUUUUUCUGCAUUUACUUUACUGUUCUAAUCUGAAUGUCAAACCCAGAUUAAUGCUCAGGUUUUUUUUUUUUUUUUUUUUUUUGGGACACAGGUGGUGCGUCAUGAAUGCUUGUGUAUGACUGUUUUGUUCCAUUGUUACUAUGGACAAAUUCAUGGAAUAUCCCAAAAGUGGUAAUAUGCUCAUUAUACUCCACAUAUUGCCUGCUCUUUGGGUGUCUGUUGUUAAGGAAGGUUAUGCAGGAUAAGAGAGGUAUUUCCUGCAAUGCAAACCUCUGAAGGCCAUAUAUUUAUAUAAUUUGAGGAAGCCAAGGCGAAGUCUCGUCCGUGAGUGCGUGUGCACGCGCGCUCGUGCUGAGCGCCUGCUGUCCUGACCUGUACUGCUGUUAUAGCGCAAAAUGAAAGUUUCAGGAGCACCCCCUGGACCCCAGAGAACACUUCCAGGCUGAGCCUCUCUUCAAGAUGCAACAACAACCACCUAUUCCUGAAGAGUACUGUGAUAAUCAAGAACUCAAACCAAAGAUUGAAUCCAAACCUAGAAGAUAUCUACAGCAUCAUCUCAGUUCAAACUUCAAUAUGUACUUGCCGCUCCACACUAACAAAUGCCUAAGGCCUCCAAAUUCAAAAGAGCAUAUGACAGAAAUGCAUAGAAAAAUAGUACUGAAGCAGGAGGGGUCACAAGAGAGGAAGACAGAAAAAAUUAUAUGUAUGGAAAGGACAGUACAAACAGAUGAGACGGAACCGGAUGUUAUUCUGGAACAGGGGGAUGACUUAGGAUGCGGUGAUGAGUUAGCACAGGGAAUAGAUUUAGAUCUGGUGGAGGGUUUAGAAGAAAGUGAGACAUCUAAGUCAGAGGAUGAGGAAGAGUCAAUGGACCUUCUGUCUGAUUCAUGCAGUAAAAAAGAGGUGGAUGAUAAUGUAGUAGCAGAGCAGAUACAAGUAGAGGAUGUAGGGAAGAUAGCAUGGGGACUGACUAAAAAUGGUGUAUUAACUUCACAUGAAAGUUCUAGUGAUGUUCAAAUGGCUUCUAAUACAGUUUAUGGCUGCAUAACACACAGAGACAGAGUACUAUAUGACAAAAUUUGCACCAGUAAAACUUUCAUUGAAGAAUUGUACCCAGAUGGCAUAAUCCCUGGCAGAAUGUUUUCAAGUGAAGAAGACAUAGAUGGGUUGUUCCCAGAUAUUUGUGAUGCAGGCGAGGCGUUAGCAGACAAAGAUGGACUUUCUGAGUGUGAUCUCUUUGAACAAACAGAACCUCUUCAAAUGACAGAAACAGAGGACAAUGUCAGUGGAGAUAUUAUGAUGCUUAUCACUGAGGAUGGAUCGAACAGCUCAGAUUUGUCUUCAACUUCCAUUGAGGAAGAGGAUGAUGAAAUGCAGGUGGAAAAAGAGAAAAUGGAGGAAAAAGGAAACAAUUAUUUGUCAGACAAAAGUGCUUCUCAGGAUCUCUCAGCUAUUGACUCUCUAGACUGUCCCUCAUCAAACAAUGGAGGUGAAACUCUCCUCGAAUCCGAUCAGACUUCUUUUUCAAAUUCUUCUUCUUCUUCUCAGCCAUUUAUUGUUUCAGGCUCUGAAACUGUCUCAGAUGAUGAUGUAGCAGAUGCAAAUCACAACUUCUGUAGCAAAUAUGUGGCUGAUCAUGAUGAUGCCAUGUCUGCUUCAUUAAAUUUUGAUGUCAUGAGCGCCCUUUCGCUUGUUCAACAGCAACCUGAAACCCAAGGCCAAAGUUUACAACAUAAUCAGGAUGAAGAGAGCAUUGGAGAAGAAAAAGGAGGAGUUGCAAGUGACCACUUGAGUAUAUCUGAAGGAAAAGGACUCACAGUAGAUCAUGUGUAUGAAGAGACAGAGCCAAAAGUUCAAGCCAAAGACUUCCUUCAGAACAGGAAGUACUUUAUGACUCGCUCUAUAUCUGUGGAAACCCCCAGUAAGAGAGUUGACCUAAUGACUAGCCCUGCACCAGGAAAUGGGCGACUUUUGCUACACCCACGCUCAUUCUAUACAGAUCAGUGUUUCCUUGGAGAUAGUAGACCUGCGCUGACUGGUUCAUUAGGAUGUCUUUCACAGGGCACCUCAAACUUAGCUAAAGUUACAAGAGUGGAUAUUCCACCGCCUUUUGAACUGGCAUCCAUCACAAAGCGACCAAUCAGAAAAAGUUCUCCAUCCCUCCCAAACGAAAUCUCCGCUUCUUGCAAGAAGCCUGAUUUUGGGUUUAAACGAUAUCUUCUGCCUUUACGAUUCCUUAGGAAAUCAGAUCGGAAAAGUGUGAUGGAUAAUCGCUCAAUCUCCUCGAGGUCUUCGUCCGAGUCAAGUCCACAAGCGUCAUGUAAACGCUUGGAUUUUAUCAGGCAUAACAUGGGCAGCCUGGAUUUGCAGAGCACUCCAGAUUGCACACCACCUGUGUCUCCUUCUUCCUUUCUCUUCCAAAAGAAUAGACAAAAACAGGGACUAAACUUCACUCUUAAUAAUGAUUUGACUUCUAGCACCAUUUCUAUUGAGCCAGGCUCUCUCUUUGAGCCCCUUCCCCUUUUCAAACCUCGAUCUUUUUCAUCUCCCAAUACCGACUCAUCGGAAUAUGAGAACGUUCAAAACGCUGCUUCUCACUAUGAGAAUGUGCAGAUUCGUCUCCUGAAUCCCGUCAUUCAGAGUCAACGAAAUCAGAGUUCAUCCAAUGAUACUGAUGGCUAUGUGGAUAUGAGCAGUCUGCCAGGCUUCCAGAGCAAAAGUCAGUCAUCUGAGCAAGAGACCGAUAGCCUCUACACUUUCUGUUCUCCUAAUGUGAGGACAGAUGGAACAGUGGGUGUGUCUGUGGGUGUGGCUUGUACACAAGAGAAAAAGACAAAGGCAUCUGAAAAACUGACUGUCAACUGCUCCAGGGCUUUCUAUUGUGCCAAAGAGCUUCUGGAUAGUGAGGCCCAGCAUGUUAAGACUUUACAACUUCUCUGUGAGUCAGUUGAAGCUGAUGAGAGGCUGAUGACAGUGUGGACAGAGGUACCUGAUAUUUGUACUCUCCACCAAAAUAUCCACACAUUACUGGAGACCCGCUUAAAAGAAUGGGAUCAGAAUGAAGGUAUUGCUGAAAUCAUCCUGGCAAAGAAGAAAGAGUUUUCCAUUUUCUCUUCCUACAUCAGUCAUUAUGAUGAAAAAUUGAAUUAUCUGGAACACAUACAAAGCACACUACUAGAUGCAGUGACCCUGAAAAAGCAGUUGCUGCAGGUCAUUGUGCGCAUCCUACAGUACCGUAUGCUACUAACAGACUACCUGAAUAACCUCUCACCAGACUCCCGAGAGUUUGAAAAUACACAAGAUGCUUUGGUUGUGGUCUCAGAUGUUGCUUAUCAUGCCAAUGACAGCCUUAAGAAUGGAGCGGAUCUUCUGCGUUUGGUCCACAUUGAACACAGUGUUCUGGGUCUGACAGAUCUCCUACAGCCUGGGAGAGUGUUUGUGAAAGAGGGCACUCUGAUGAAAGUCAGCAGAAAGUGCAAACAGCCACGUCACCUUUUCUUGAUGAAUGACAUAAUGCUUUACACAUAUCCUCAGCAAGAUGGCAAAUACAGACUCAUCAACAGAUUACCAUUGGCAGGGAUGGAGGUCAGCAAGCCACCUAUAGAGAACUCUCAAAAUGCACUGAAGAUAGAAGUGAAAGAUAUAAGCAUCACUUUGUCUGCCAGCUCCUGCAUCGAACGGGACAGUUGGUUUGUUACACUGAAUCGGACAUUGGUGGAUCUUGGCCCAGCAUCAGGAGAUCUAGUGGGCUGUUUUGAGUUAGUGGAGGGCCCAGAGAUGUGUCUCGGUGAGAACGCUCCUCCCCUGUUGUCUGUUUCCCAGGUGACCGUUUGCAUGAACUGCCCCUCACAUUUCAGCCUCACAAACAGACGACAUCACUGCCAUGCCUGUGGCAAGGUUGUUUGCAGAGAUUGUUGCAGGAACAAAUUCCCCCUCAAAUACAUGAAGAACAGACGUGCCAAAGUGUGUGAUCAUUGUUACACUGAGCUGCGUAAGAAUGAUGUUGCCACAAUAACGGAGAGCUCUAGUCGACCACUCUCUGCUGUCUUCCAAAACAUUCAUCCAUCAAGUCUGUGGAAGAGCCGCAAAGGCCAGAUGUCUUUCAACCAGGAGACAGGGUCUGAGGGGGUGAUGAGUGGAACACUGCAGAGAUGCAAGAACACCAAGAGAAGUUGGAGAAGCCUGUGGUUCCUCCUAAAAGAUAAAGUUCUCUACACAUAUCCACAACCUGAGGAGAGGGUCGCAUGUGAGACCCUUCCUCUGUUGGGUUUCUCUGUGAGGUCAGAGGUUGAAGAGGAAAGCAGCAUGUUUCAUCUGUACCACAAAAGCACACUCUUCUAUACAUUCAGAGCCCAGGACAGUCACACUGCGCAAAGGUGGGUCAAUGCCAUGGAAGAAGCUACAGUCCUGUAGCAUCAGCCGUCCUCGUUGUGUCGUCUUCUCAUAUCAGCAAUUAAAUCUACUAUUGAUCAUUCGAGAGCAAUGCAUUUACAUGUCAUACUCAAAAAUCACUACCCAGUGUGACUGGGAGCGCAAUCAGCCAUCCCUACGUUAACGUGACGCAACAGAUGUAUUUUUGGAAUGCCAAGGGAACAAAAUGCUCACACUCAGACAUUUAUUUCGUGCCAAAUGCUUCUUCCAAAGACCUCGUUGAGCUGUGGACACACUUUAAAAGGCUCACUGUAGCACUUCCAGCUGUCAUCUAGAUGAGAAUAUUUUAAAACCAUGUUGCUUAACUUAUACAAUGUAAUAUAUUAUGCAAUAUCCCAGAUCACUAAACUAUAUUAGGACAGUUUCUAUAGAUGGGAACUGGUGUGAAUUUAAGACUCUUCUAUUCAGUUAGUGCCAUUUGCUUGCUGUCAUUUCAUGCUAGAUUAUAUUUCCUAGUCAGUCGUUUGGACAAUGGCAUCUACGGACAACCAGUGGGUGUAAUUUUGGACUGAUAGUUAGUAUCUAGCAACAGAGCUGGUAUUCUCGUUGCAUUUGAUGAUGAUGUAAUGUUUAAUUUACUUACUUUUGUCCAAUCUGCCAUUCUGUUCACUUGCAAUGUCAUAAUUAUCAUCUUCAAUAUGAGGGCUUAAUGUAUAUUUAUGAAGAAUGUAUACGUAGUUUGUCAGAUGGAUUUAACUGUUAUUUUAUCAUUUGAAUAAACAUUUGAGUGUA
Molecule: messenger RNA, 5618 nt
Organism: Ctenopharyngodon idella (grass carp)
Lineage: Eukaryota; Metazoa; Chordata; Actinopteri; Cypriniformes; Xenocyprididae
Product: FYVE, RhoGEF and PH domain-containing protein 5
Exons: 22
Coding region: 915-4868 (1317 amino acids)
Cellular component (GO): cytoplasm
Molecular function (GO): metal ion binding; guanyl-nucleotide exchange factor activity
Source: RefSeq, a predicted model, not a curated record